GCACCCUCCACCUUCUACGGCGGCCGCCUGUCUCUUCAUCGACUUGUUCUUUUGCUUCCACGAAGCUCCACAUUCUUUACUUUGCUUGUCUGCUUUCUUUCCUUUCCCAGCAUCAAUAUGCGAUCCUUUUCUACCAUCGGAGCUGCGCUCCUUCCCUUAGCUGCUGCUGUGGGCGCCGUUGAGCUCAAGGUGGACGACGAGGCCUCGCUCAAGGCCGCCAUUUCACAGUAUGCCAAUGGCUUGAUGUCAUACUACUCGGCAAAUGCCUCGGGCCUUCCUGCAGAAGAGGUUGGCUACAUUCCCAAGCCUCACUACUGGUGGGAGUCUGGUGCUAUGUGGGGAGCUAUGGUCGAGUACACAAACAUUGUCGGCGACGAGUCGUACGUCAAGACAAUUCAACAGGGUCUGACUGCCAACUACGGUCCGGAGAAGAACUUCAUCCUGGACUACAAGCGUGACCAAACGGGCAACGAUGACCAGGCCUUUUGGUGUCUUGCGACCAUGUCGGCAGCAGAAUAUGGAUUCCCCGAGCCUGAGGAUGCGCCGGCGACCUACCUCGAAGUCAGCAAGAACUGCUUUAACAACAUCGUAUCUCGCUGGGACGAAUCGUCGUGUGGUGGAGGUUUGAAGUGGCAGAUCUACCCGGAGAACGACUACGGCUACAACUACAAGAACUCCAUCAGCAACGGUGCCACCUUUGCUCUCGGUGCCCGCCUCGCACGCUUUACUGGCAACCAGACCUACGCAGACUGGGCCGAGAAGAUCUACGACUGGGAGAAGAAGGUUGGCUUGAUUGGCGACAACUUCGAGGUCUUCGAUGGAACCGAUGACAAGACGGGUUGCAAGGAGGUCGCCGACAAGACGGAGUGGACCUACAACAACGCCAUGAUGAUCCACGGCUCUGCCUUCAUGGCUUCCUACACCAAGGACGACAAGUGGACGCAGCGCACCGAAGGCUUCCUAAGCCGCGCCGCCGUCUUCUUCAACAACCCCAAGCAGGUCAAGGACGUCAUGUUCGAGGUCUGCGAACACAGCGCUGGCGGCAAGAACUGCAACCUUGACCAGCAGUCGUUCAAGGCCUACCUCGGACGCUGGAUGGCCAAGACCGCGCUUCUUGUGCCUUCGACCAAGGACCAGAUCACCGAGUAUCUCACCACGUCUGCGUCUGCCGCGGCCAAGUCCUGCACUGGCGAUAACGGCGCCUGUGGUUCUCGGUGGUACCAGGAGUUCGACGGAGAGACCGGUGUUGGCCAGCAGAUGUCCGCAAUGGAAGUUACGCAGGCCUGCCUCAUGAUCAAGCAGGGCACGCUUCCCAACACUGGCGCAGAGUCCUCUGAGCCUGAGCCCAAGCCCUCAUCGUCUGCAGCCCCUAAAUCUAGUGAUGCGCCCAAGUCUACCAAGGCUCCCAAGUCUAGCGAUGCACCCAAGUCCGAGGAGGCUCCCAAGUCGAGCGACGCCGCCCCGCCGGCCAGCGAGGCUUCAGCUGGAUAUCCCACUGGUGCCCCGGCCGCCAACGCAACCUCCAGCCAGUCCGACAAUGGUAGCGUCCCCACCGACAUCCCUCAGCUGUCCUACUCCGGCGGUGUCUACGCUCCCAUCGAGACCCCUGCCCCUACGAGCACUCCCACAAGCAAGCCGGGCGGUCAAUUCGGUGAGGUCCACAACUCCACGGCAAAGGCCUGCACCUGCACUGGGAAGAAGACGACCACCGUCUACGUCAACCCGCCCACUGAGGCCACGCCGCCACCUGCAGCCCCUCCGGCAACGAACUCGACUCCUACCGUGGUCCCAACCGGUGCUCUUCCUCCUUCACCACCACCGCCUGCCAACAGCAGUGGCGUCGAAGCCUUCCCCGGCGCUGCGUCCAACGUCAAGAUGGGCGCAAGCACUAUGUUUGCUGCGGCUGGCCUUGCGGUCUUUGCUGCGCUCUUGUAAAUGGCUGAAACGUACAUAUACCUGGGUCAAUUUUUGGAGUGGGCCCCUCCCUUCUCUCCAUCCAUGACGGAUCUUGUUUCUUUGUUAGAUAUCCCUUUCCAUUCAUUGCAUAGCAUGUAAUACUCCAAUCCAGCAUAGGACUGCAUAGGAGGCGUUUUCGAUUUGAGGCUUGGCCCCACGGUACAUUAUAGAGAAAAGGGUCCAGCCCCAGAGGGUCUGGCACCAUAAUUUAUUCGGUGAAAUC
Messenger RNA from Paraphaeosphaeria sporulosa, 2179 nucleotides. RefSeq lists its product as uncharacterized. NCBI's taxonomy places the organism in Eukaryota, Fungi, Ascomycota, Dothideomycetes, Pleosporales, Didymosphaeriaceae. Gene Ontology annotation, molecular function: mannan endo-1,6-alpha-mannosidase activity. The coding region runs from base 118 to 1935 and encodes 605 amino acids. Gene Ontology annotation, biological process: carbohydrate catabolic process; fungal-type cell wall biogenesis. The transcript has 2 exons. The record is from RefSeq and is a predicted model, not a curated record.